Molecule: messenger RNA, 982 nt
Organism: Quercus lobata
Lineage: Eukaryota; Viridiplantae; Streptophyta; Magnoliopsida; Fagales; Fagaceae
Product: 40S ribosomal protein S9-2-like
Exons: 3
Coding region: 85-678 (197 amino acids)
Biological process (GO): ribosomal small subunit biogenesis; translation
Cellular component (GO): cytosolic small ribosomal subunit
Molecular function (GO): rRNA binding; structural constituent of ribosome
Source: RefSeq, a predicted model, not a curated record
GGUUCCCUUAUAAAGCACAAAGUCGCUCACACCUUCACUUUCCUCCUAGCUAGCUCAUACGAGAGAGAGAGAGACAGAGCAGCCAUGGUUCACGUUGUUUUCUAUCGCAACUAUGGGAAGACCUUUAAGAAGCCUCGCCGCCCAUAUGAGAAGGAGCGGUUGGAUGCUGAGUUGAGGCUUGUGGGAGAGUAUGGGCUGCGAUGCAAGAGAGAGUUGUGGAGGGUUCAGUAUGCUCUUAGCCGUAUUCGUAACAAUGCAAGGAUGCUUCUGACCCUUGAUGAGAAGAACUCUCGUCGAAUCUUUGAGGGUGAGGCUCUUCUCCGAAGGAUGAAUCGGUAUGGGCUUUUGGAUGAGAGUCAGAACAAGCUUGAUUAUGUCUUGGCCCUGACUGUGGAGAACUUCCUUGAGCGUCGUCUUCAGACACUUGUCUUCAAGUCGGGAAUGGCCAAGUCCAUCCACCAUGCUCGAGUGCUCAUUAGGCAGAAGCAUAUCAGGGUUGGGAGGCAGGUUGUGAAUAUUCCGUCUUUCAUGGUGAGGGUUGAUUCACAGAAGCACAUUGAUUUCUCGCUUACCAGUCCAUUUGGUGGUGGACGACCUGGAAGAGUGAAGAGAAGGAAUCAGAAGGCAGCUGCUAAGAAGGCUGCUGGUGGAGAUGCAGAUGAAGAGGAUGAAGAAUAAGUGAUGGGUUAGGACCUUUACUAGUAAUACUACCAGUCGGACUGAGGUCUCAACUGUGUUGAACUUUCAACGUUUUGCUUGCAAUGUUUAGUAUCACUUUAAGUGAGAAUAGAAAUAGCUUGUUGUUAUUUAUAUGUACAAUGUGUGUUUUCUUGGCUUAAAAAUGUGUGUCGAACCCAAUGGCAGAGGAAAUUCAUUAUGGAUGAUUGCUAGCUAGAGUUUCAGCUGUCAUUUAUGAGCCUUCUAGGCCUGUUAAAUUAUACAUGGGAUGUGCUUAUUGGAUAUGUUAGUGUGUGAUAAAUCA